Messenger RNA from Trichosporon asahii var. asahii CBS 2479, 1782 nucleotides. RefSeq names its product cytoplasm protein. Gene Ontology annotation, molecular function: metalloaminopeptidase activity. The record is from RefSeq and is a predicted model, not a curated record. The coding region runs from base 1 to 1782 and encodes 593 amino acids. NCBI's taxonomy places the organism in Eukaryota, Fungi, Basidiomycota, Tremellomycetes, Trichosporonales, Trichosporonaceae. The transcript has 5 exons.
AUGGCUGCCCUCGACGCUCGCGCGAGGCUCGCUGCUCUCCGCGAGCUCAUGCGCGAGCGCAACAUCGGUGUAUACUGGACUCUGAUGAAGCAGGGUAUGCCCGACGUGCCGUCCUGGAGCGCUUGGCUGAAGGAGCUCGGCCCCACGACCCGCGUCGGUAUCGACCCUCACGUCCUUUCGGCGGCGGACGCGAAGCCCCUGUCCGAGGCGCUGGCCAAGGACCCGACCCGCUCCCUUGUUCCCGUGAACGAGAACCUCGUCGAUCUCGUCUGGGGCCAGGGCCGCCCCCCCCGCCCAUCCAACCCCAUCUUCCGCCUUGGGGACGAGUACGCCGGCGAGAGCGUCGGCUCGAAGCUGUCCAAGCUCCGCGAGAACCUCACCAAGACUGGCUCCCCCGGCACCGUCAUCACGAACCUGGACGAGGUCGCUUGGCUCUUCAACCUCCGCGGCAGCGACAUUCCUUACAACCCCGUCUUCUUCGCCUAUGCGAUUGUGACGCGCGACGACGCCACGCUCUACGUCAACCCCGCCUCGGUGCCGCAGGACGUGCGCGACUACCUGUCGCAGAACAACGUCGCCGUGCUCGAGUACGACAAGGUGUGGCCCGCGCUUGCGUCCUGGCGGCGCCUGAUUGAGGAGCAGAAGGCGGCCGAGAAGGCCAAGGCCGAGGCCGAGGCCGCCGCCGACCAGGAGCGCAAGGACAAGCUCCCGACGCCCGAGCCGCCCAAGCCCGAGCCCGCCGCUAACGGCGCCGGACCCAAGGAGAAGGUCCAGAAGACGGACAAGGUGCUGAUCGGGCGCAAGACGAGCUGGGCCGUCGCCAACGCCCUCGGCGACGAGAACGUCGAGGCCCGCCGAUCCUGGGUCGAGGACGCCAAGGCGCGCAAGAAUGCAGUCGAGAUUGAGGGAUUCCGCCGCUCUCACAUUCGCGAUGGUGCCGCGCUCGUGCGCUACUUUGCCUGGCUCGAGGAGGCGCUCGGCAAGGGCGAGAAGAUCAACGAGUUUGACGCCGCAACGCAGCUGGAGAAGUUCCGCGGCGAGAACAAGCUCUUCAAGGGCCUGUCGUUCGACACUAUCUCGUCUACUGGUGCCAACGCCGCCAUCAUCCACUACAAGCCCGACGAGGAGAACAGCGCUGUCAUCGAUGUCAACCAGGUCUACCUCUGCGACUCGGGCGGCCACAGCACUUUGGCACCCCGACCGCCGAGGAGAAGCGCGCCUUCACCCGAGUCGGCCACAUCGGUAUGCUUUCAUGUUCUUUUCAAGCUGACCCCAGGCCUCGACGAGAUGGUCUUCCCGGCCGGCACGACGGGCUACGUCCUCGACACUGUCGCGCGCCGUGCACUCUGGAAGGACGGCCUGGACUACCGCCACGGCACCGGACACGGCGUUGGCCACUUCCUGAACGUGCACGAGGGUCCGCAGGGUAUUGGUCCCCGCGUGGCGUACAAUGCCAUCGGGCUGCAGGAGGGCAUGGUGCUCUCGAACGAGCCGGGCUACUAUGAGGACGGCAAGUUUGGUAUCCGCAUCGAGUCGGUCGUGUGCGUCAAGAAUGCCCCGACGCCGAACAACUUUGGCGGCAAGGGAUACCUCGAGUUUGAGAACUUCACCAUGUGCCCGAUCCAGACCAAGAUGAUCGACCUCCGCCUCCUGUCGCAGGACGAGAAGGACUGGCUCAACAAGUACCACCAGGAGGUGCUUGCCAAGGUCAAGCCCGAGCUCGAGGCGCUCGGCGACCAGCGCGCCAUCGCGUACCUCGAGCGCGAGUGCGAGGUCAUCUAG